ACUACAAGCACUAGCAACUCCACCAUCAAAAAAAGAAACCAUUCUAUCAACUUGGCCAACAUUUCUAUUCUUCAAAAACCCUCCAAAAUUUUCCAUUAAAACCUAAAACAAAACACAAACCCCUCUUCAUAUUCUUUAUAUAAUCAUGUGGCGUAUAUUGGUAACAAUGAGGCAAAACUUACAAAAUAUGGGAAAAAGUCCAAGAGUUGGAGAUGAAAAUAUGAUUAAUAUUAGAGUUGAUCAAACUGCAGGAGGAAGAUCAACAAGGCAGAAUUGGCAUGGUUUUUCGAUCAUUUGUGGCAUUUUACGCGCACCUCUUUAUUUGUUUUCGUGCUUAAAUCAUCCGCGGAUUAAUGGAACAGAUGGAGUUUGGGUUUCUGGAGAUUUUUCUCAAGUUUCUGAAAUGAAUCAUCUUAUGGUUAGUGAUAGUAUGAGGUAUGCAAUAUUAAUGUGAAAAAAGAAAAUGGUGAAGAAAUGAAAUGAAGUCUUUUGUUAUAAAAGAGAGAAACUCUUUUAGUAUUGUAUUGGGGAAGGGAGAUUGGAAUGGGCUGGUUAUCAAAAUCUUUGGUAGUUUAUCAGUUCUGGGUGGGAGAGUUCAGGUCAUAAUUUUGUCUUUUGGAUUGGAAGUAAAUAACGAAGGAACUAGUUAGAUUUUUUAUUUUUUGGUUUAUUUUUUGUUUCUUUUUUGUAAUUCUUGGGACAAAGUUUUGUAUUGAAGUUUGUUGACGUAAUGAAUAAAAUUGCAUGAA
This is a messenger RNA of Nicotiana attenuata, 749 nucleotides long. RefSeq lists its product as uncharacterized. The coding region runs from base 146 to 454 and encodes 102 amino acids. Lineage: Eukaryota; Viridiplantae; Streptophyta; Magnoliopsida; Solanales; Solanaceae. The record is from RefSeq and is a predicted model, not a curated record. The transcript has a single exon.